Messenger RNA from Rotaria sp. Silwood2, 1875 nucleotides. NCBI's taxonomy places the organism in Eukaryota, Metazoa, Rotifera, Eurotatoria, Philodinida, Philodinidae. The record is from the annotation of a GenBank genome assembly.
AUGAAUAAACAAAAUCAAUAUGAUAAAAAACAUAAAUUUACACAACAGAAAAAUGAUAAUAAUGAUGAUGAUGCACAAAUUGAAAAAACAUUAAAUUUUUUUGAUUCAAUUCUUAAUGAAUAUCUAUAUGAUCAAGAUAUAACAGAUGAAAGUAAAAUUGAAAAAUCUUAUUCACAAACGAAAUCUACAAAUAAUAUUGGCAUUCAAGAAACUAAACAAGAUUUUCAUGUAAGUUGAAAUUUAUUUUUGAACUUAAAGAUUAUUGUUUUCUUUUUGAAUUAGUUUACUUUGUGUAUUCUUUAUCUUUCUAUGAUAAAUGCUAAUAAAUCAUAUUCAUUUUUUUUCAAAUUUUUAAUUCUUAUAUAAAAAAACGAAAUUCAUGUAGUUCGCUGUCAUCAUUUGACUUUAUACUUUAGUUGCCAAGUAUGUUUCUAUAAGAUUAAGAUAAAUUUGCCCAUUCAAAGCACAGAGACUUGAAGCAUUAUAUAUGUAUACGACACACAGAUUCAAAUAUGUCAUAAGCCAAAUAUACACAGUCGAUUGAGUGGAAACAAGAGACAUGCGGAUUGUAUUUUUUUUUUAUUGUGGUUGUUAUAAAUUCUUUUCUUAAGAUUUCGUUCUUGUCUUGGUUUCGAUCUACCUUGAUCUUGGAGAUGGAAUGCUUGAAAACUUUUGACUCUUGUUAUUUAUUUAUUCAAUCAAUAAAUACCACACAUAUGUUAUUCUCUCAAUAGGUUUUCGUCUGAUUAAGGUGACAUAUAGAGUAAUUCAUCCUGAAAUAAUUGAGCAUCUAAAUACGACUUUUGGUUUCAAUCCUGUACACUUCAACUACCAACACCAAGAUCGCAGGACAGAUAAAAUGAUUUUUUGUGGCAGAAAAAACUGUGAAGGUUUCGAGUAGGAAAUGAGAAGACAAAGUCAAAAAAAAUAAAUAUUAAAUAAUUAACCUACGGCGAGACAGUCUUGCCACAAAGUAUUCAUUUAUUUUUCCACUAAUAAAAGACAGCGUGUUAGAAUGAGAAUUUUUUGCUAUUUCCGAAUAUAUUUUCAGAUUUUUCCUCUGAGUUAAUUAUGAAAAAGUCCAAAACUAUGUCUGUACAAAGCAGAAAAGCUGUUUUGAUGCAGUACUUAGUUUGUGUUUAGGAACAACUUCGAGUCAACAUAACUGUAGAGUACUACAUUCUGUACAAAAUGAGAUUUUACAAUAAGCAAAAUCAUAUCUAUACGUUUCCACUAAUGGACUCACUUCUAUGGAAAUCGACAUUGGCAAAAAUAUUACGUUUUCAAAAACUGCUUUUAAAAAUACAAAAGUUUGAAAAUAUGUCAUGCAAAAAUAAUUAGAACCCUUUGUAGAGCAAACAAAACUGACUCAUUAAAAGCUGUUUUGCAUUUUGAAUCUAAUAGGUUUCAAUCGAACAUAUAAAAUUGUUCAAAAUAGUGUUUUGAAUUUUUUAAAACAAUCCGAUGAUAGUUGUUCACUUUUACUUCAGAACGAAAUUCUGAGCCCAUAUUCAGAAAGAACAAAAAAGUCUGAUUCUAACUAACUGCUUUUGGCUCUAAGGCAGUUGUCUCUAAGUUUUCGGAAAGGGAGUGAAUAUUUUAUAACAAAGAUUUUCACAUCAUAGGUUAAAGUUCCCACAGAAAAAAUUGGUUUUGGCCUAGAUACAUUCAAAUCGCAUGAAGUUUUCAGGAGAUAUUCAUUGAACCGAAAUCAAGGAUAGCACAAUAGGCAGCCCGAUGUUCAAUAUGACAUUCAUUCUGUAUAUUUGAUUUUUCUUUUGCUUCAAAGAGUAUCUUAAGCUGCAGGAAGUGACAGAGCCAAUUGUUAAAAUUCUUAUUAGUUUUUCUUGAAUGAAAAGGAUGACAAGUUUAAUA